AUGUUGGACCACCUGGCCUCAGCCAAUCCCGUGUCUCUCUGCGAUCCAAUGCAUGCGGGAAAGGAAGGCAGCCAACCAGAGAAGGACAUGGAUGAGACGCAGUAUAUAAUGAGCGGCGUGGCCAGCGUGGCGGACUCGGAUGGAAGGCGCCUGACGCUGGUCAACACAAGCAAAGACCCUUCAAUGCAAGUUGAAUUUGUCAUGGCGGUCAUCCGAUGUCCAAUAAAGUGGAUCCAUAGACAUUGCCCGGGAUUAGGAUCAUUGCAUCUGAAGAGGCAUUGGCAACUCAUCGACGACGACUUGGACAGUAAAAGCCAGCUGGACUGCAACUGCGAAGGACCUUCAAUGGAUGAUGAGUCUUUCCUGCAAGUCUACAAGAGCAAAGGCUCGGGCAUUUUACAGUGGCGUCGGAUCAAGGCGCAGACAUGUUGGACCACCUGGCCUCAGCCAAUCGCGUGUCUCUUUGUGACCCAAUGGCAUGCGGGAAAGGAAGGCAGCCAACCAGAGAAGGACAUGGAUGAGUUGCAGUAUGUAAUGAGCGGCGUGGCUAGCAUCGUGGACUCGGAUGGAAGAACCACACGUCAGGCGCCUUCCAUGAUAGUCCACCACGCUGGCCACGCCGCUCAUUAUAUACUGCUCCUCAAUCGUGUCCUUCUCUGGUUGGCUGCUUAUCUUCCUCGCGUGCCAGAGGAACACCGAGAGACACAGGAUUGGCUGCGGCCAGGUGGUCCAACAUGUCUGCGCCCUGAUCCGACGCCAUAA
Mesocestoides corti is the source of this 762-nucleotide messenger RNA. Lineage: Eukaryota; Metazoa; Platyhelminthes; Cestoda; Cyclophyllidea; Mesocestoididae. The record is from the annotation of a GenBank genome assembly.